AUUUAGCUACGCUAGGCUCCAGCUUUAUUCUCUGUCUGCACACGAGUAACCUGAUUCCCAGGGCAACAGUUGCCACCGCAAAACACCCAAUGACAUUAGUGAGAAGAGAGCUUAGUGUGAAAGUUAAGACGGACCCUUUGGAAGUAUUUCAAUGCACGAGGACCGGACUCCACUGCUGGGGAAACACAAGGCACAGCCCUGUCUAACGGAAUGAAACUUCCUGCUAUUCGCUUGAAUUCCACAACUCUGUCUAUUCCUCGAUCCACACCUGUCCGCCAAAGUCGCUGCCUUAUGGUCACUCCCCUGACAUUGCCCAUCAUGUCGCCUGCCUCGGCAGCACUGCCAGUCAGCCAGUCUGUCCCCAGACUGGACCCUCUCCAUCCUCCUCUGGCCCAUAGACGGACUGUCAGCCUGGAGACCCCUGCUGUGCAUCACCACAACCACCAGAGGGCACUGGUUAUGCAGAGAAAGGAGCACUAUAGGUAUCACCAGGUGUGGCGGAAGCCAUUCUACGGAUCCUGCACUGAAAGAGAGGAGUACAGAUCGGAGGUACGUCAGCAUCUGAAGAGGCAGAUGGAGGAGAAGAGGGCGGGGCUGAUGCUGAAGUUGACCAGUAAGGCAGAGGAGGCUGAGUUUUUACAGGAAGUGGAUCGCUUGGCUCUGUCCAAUGAGAAACAGCAGAGGAUCCAGCACAGCAGAGCGUUGAGACACUACAGAGAUGAGAACAAGAAGCUGAUGGAGCAGAGCUGGAGGGACAGGGCACUGAUUCGCUCUCAGGAGGCCCUGAUGGAGAGAGAACUGCUACGCCACAACCCCAUUAAUUCGAGCGGCACACUGAAAUAGAAGCACACACCUCUGCUCACAAAUUCUCUUUUUCCAUAGCUAACAUUAUAGGGGACGUCACUAUUUUUAGGGUUAGGGUUAUUUAAUUAGGCAAGUCAGUUACGAACAAAUUCUUAUUUACAA
This is a messenger RNA of Salvelinus namaycush (lake trout), 966 nucleotides long. RefSeq lists its product as uncharacterized. The record is from RefSeq and is a predicted model, not a curated record. Bases 211 to 843 code for a protein of 210 amino acids. Lineage: Eukaryota; Metazoa; Chordata; Actinopteri; Salmoniformes; Salmonidae. The transcript is spliced from 7 exons.